CAGAGUUUUCACUAUCACUAGUUGCGUCUCGUUGUGUCUUACUAGUGCUAUUUCGGUGAGCUAUGUUCCUAUAAAACCAGCUCCUGCUAUCUUUUCAAAGACACACCAGUGACACCACCACCUUUCCAUUUCUCAGCUGAAACUCGCACACAAAAAAGAGAAAGAAGGUUAAAGAUUAUUAUGGCACCUUCUUACUGUGUGAAUGAGAGGAAACCCUGUGUAGGAUGGGUUGAGACAUACUUCAAUGACUGUCUUUGCACCAUGAAAGAUGACAUCUCGUUCAGUCUUGGACUUACCAGUUUAGCAUUCUGGGGAAUAGCAGAAAUCCCUCAAAUCAUCACCAUUUUUCGCACCAAGUCCAACCAUGGAAUGUCCCUUGCCUUUCUCUGCACUUGGGUCGCUGGAGACAUAUGCAACCUGGUAGGUUGCCUUCUGGAACCAGCUACGCUGCCCACACAGUAUUACACUGCAUUGCUUUACAUGAGCACCACGAUCUUGUUAGUAUCGCAAGUCAUAUAUUUUGACUACAUCAGUAGAUGGUGUACACAUCGUCACAACAUCAACAACAAAGGGCAGACUCAUGAGGAAGAGGAAAGACCAUUGAAACCGAAAGCUAGUGAGGAGUCUGAGAUUCCAAUACCAAAUGGCACACCCAGAGCUGCACCUAGACGAGAGUAUUACUAUAUGUCAGCAAGGUCAUUGGCUGGAAGUGCCACUCCACCCUCGCUUAGCUACAUAAGAGCUGCUAGAAGUGGCCCAUCAGCCAUGGAAUUCAACGGCGCGGACUCUUCUUCUGACGAUGAAGCACCUCCACCUACCUCUGCAUCUCGUUCUCUAGCUGGAAGUUAUGGAACAUUUCUAGCAGCAUCCCUUAACUUGCCCCUGAAGAGUGAUGCUUUGAGACAUUAUGGAUACACAGGAUUUACUACAAGAAAGCUCUUACAGGGAGACGAGAUACAUAAUGCAAUUGGUCUUUGGUUGGGAUGGCUCAUGGCAGCUAUCUAUAUAAGUAGUCGUCUUCCUCAAAUAUGGUUAAACAUUAAAAGAGGGAGUGUGGAGGGCUUAAGUCCUUUCAUGUUCAUCUUUGCACUGGUAGCUAAUGUUACAUACGUAGGAAGUAUUCUUGUACGAGCUACGGAAUUCAAAAGCAUCAAAGCUAAUAUGCCAUGGUUGCUGGAUGCCACCGUUUGCGUGACACUGGACAUUUUUAUAAUAUCGCAGUACAUCUACUAUAGAUACUUUCAAAAGAGAGAAAGAGAAGCAAGUGAUGAUAGAGACUACAAAGAAGUGGGAAAAGCUGCUGCAUCUUGAAUCUUGAGCUGUGUAACUCUGCCUUAACUAAUUGAAGUUCAAUUUGAAACAUCAGUGACAAUCAGCAUUUUCCCUAAAUUGGGCCACUAUUUUUGCUUAUGUUACACUCUUCAAGGAGAUGGAAGUCAACAAAUAUUAUACAGGGAUUAUAUGAUAUAUUAAUGUAUCCAUUAACAUGAACUUGCUUAUGACAUGAUCGUAGUGGCUACUCUGAUAUUGAUGUAUUGAUUACAGCCAAAACAUGUGAGAGACCAUAGUUUCUUUAUUAUAAUUUUCAAGACUGAUGAACCACCAUAUUUGUGUUGGAUCCAAAA
Molecule: messenger RNA, 1625 nt
Organism: Lotus japonicus
Lineage: Eukaryota; Viridiplantae; Streptophyta; Magnoliopsida; Fabales; Fabaceae
Exons: 12
Coding region: 181-1311 (376 amino acids)
Source: RefSeq, a predicted model, not a curated record